Molecule: messenger RNA, 5807 nt
Organism: Mus musculus (house mouse)
Lineage: Eukaryota; Metazoa; Chordata; Mammalia; Rodentia; Muridae
Gene: Cdk19
Product: cyclin dependent kinase 19
Exons: 13
Coding region: 287-1792 (501 amino acids)
Biological process (GO): regulation of cell cycle; cellular response to lipopolysaccharide; positive regulation of apoptotic process
Cellular component (GO): cytoplasm; nucleus; perinuclear region of cytoplasm
Molecular function (GO): protein serine/threonine kinase activity; protein serine kinase activity; cyclin-dependent protein serine/threonine kinase activity
Source: RefSeq, marked validated
GAAAGCCGCGGCGCGGCCCACCAGGUUCCAAAACAAGGAAAUGAAGGGAGGAGGCGGGACUGUAGAUGCCUGCGGGAGCCGCCGCCGCCGCCGCGGAGGAGGAGGAGGCGGAGGAGGUGGCUGCCGCGGCCGCCGAGGAGUCCCUUGCUGAAGGCGGACCGCGGAGCGGCGGGCGGCGCGCGCGCGCCCGAGCGACGGCUGUUGGAGAAGUGGAGCGGCGGCGGUGGAGGAGGGACUGAGUGGCGGCGGCCCCCGCGUCCCGGUUUCUCUAUGGGGGAAGCAGACAAUGGAUUAUGAUUUCAAGGCGAAGCUGGCGGCGGAGCGGGAGCGGGUGGAGGAUCUGUUUGAGUACGAAGGGUGCAAAGUGGGACGCGGCACCUACGGGCAUGUCUACAAGGCGAGGCGGAAAGAUGGAAAAGAUGAAAAGGAAUAUGCACUUAAGCAAAUCGAAGGCACAGGAAUAUCUAUGUCGGCUUGUAGAGAGAUUGCACUUUUGAGAGAACUGAAGCACCCUAAUGUGAUCGCAUUGCAGAAGGUGUUCCUUUCUCACAGCGACAGGAAGGUGUGGCUGCUGUUUGACUAUGCAGAACAUGACCUUUGGCAUAUUAUUAAGUUUCACCGUGCAUCAAAAGCAAAUAAAAAGCCCAUGCAGUUACCAAGAUCCAUGGUUAAAUCACUGCUGUACCAGAUCCUCGAUGGCAUCCAUUACCUCCACGCAAACUGGGUGCUCCACAGGGACCUGAAACCAGCAAAUAUCCUAGUAAUGGGAGAAGGUCCUGAAAGGGGGAGAGUCAAAAUAGCUGACAUGGGUUUUGCCAGGUUAUUCAAUUCUCCCCUAAAGCCACUCGCAGAUUUGGAUCCAGUGGUUGUGACAUUUUGGUAUCGGGCUCCGGAACUUUUACUUGGUGCCAGGCAUUACACAAAGGCCAUUGACAUCUGGGCAAUAGGCUGCAUAUUUGCUGAACUCUUGACUUCAGAACCCAUUUUUCACUGUCGUCAGGAGGAUAUAAAAACAAGCAAUCCUUUUCAUCAUGAUCAGUUAGAUCGAAUAUUUAGUGUCAUGGGGUUUCCUGCAGAUAAAGACUGGGAAGAUAUUAGAAAAAUGCCAGAGUACCCAACACUUCAGAAAGACUUUCGAAGAACAACGUACGCCAACAGCAGCCUCAUAAAAUACAUGGAGAAGCACAAGGUCAAGCCUGACAGCAAAGUGUUCCUCCUGCUUCAGAAACUCCUCACCAUGGAUCCAACCAAGAGAAUCACCUCAGAGCAGGCUCUGCAGGACCCUUACUUCCAGGAAGACCCCCUGCCAACAUUAGAUGUGUUCGCUGGCUGCCAGAUUCCGUACCCCAAAAGAGAAUUCCUUAAUGAAGAUGAACCAGAAGAGAAAGGUGACAAGAACCAGCCACAGCAGCAGAACCCACAUCAGCAACCUGCAGCCCCCGCACAGCAGACAGCAGCCCCCCCACAGGCUCCUCCACCACAGCAGAGCAGUGCCCAAACCAAUGGAACUGCUGGGGGAGCCACUGCGGGAGGCGGGGGCGCUGGAGCGGGGCUGCAGCACAGCCAGGACCCCGGGCUGAAUCAGGUGCCUCCAAACAAGAAGCCCCGGAUUGGGCCUUCCGGUGCAAACUCAGGCGGGCCCGUUAUGCCGUCGGAUUAUCAGCAUUCCAGUUCUCGCCUGAAUUACCAAAGCAGCGUACAGGGGUCCUCUCAGUCCCAGAGUACGCUAGGCUACUCUUCAUCUCAACAGAGUACCCAGUACCACUCAUCUCACCAGACCCACCGGUACUGACCCACUCCCUCUGCUUGGCCUUGGACUCCAGCAGGGUGGUAUUUGUGUUACAAAGACCCCCAGAAUGAAGACUGACACCAUGCAAAGUGCAGACCCUUGAGAGGAAACCUUUGCAUGCUAAGUGUUUUGAAGGACUAAGCUCUCUUCUUCAUUGACUAAAAGAGGAUUCUUGUGAAGUGUCCCCGCCCUCUUCCCCCGCAUGAUUUCCUCUGUGACUUUCCUGAUGAAGCCUCUGAUCUACCCAGCACUUCUGCAUCCUUCAGCAGUCUCUGAGGGAAUUUCUGGUGCACCUUUCUCACGCUGUAGCAAUCAUUAUAAUUUAUCUUUUCUUAGAGUUUCAAUGUUGUAGGCACAGGGUUCCAGUGGUGUAUAGUUUUAUACUUCAUGAACUGAUUUAGCAACACCAGUGAAAUGCACCUUUUAAAGCACUCCACAGUCUCCACAGACUAACUGCUCUGCUCUUGGAAGUCUUCAAAAGAAACUGUUACUGUCCCAAAGUACUUUACUAUUAUGUUUUUAUUUAUCUCUUUCAGGGAAGGUGAAAGACAGUGUGGGACAGACGGUGCCCACAACCAAAAACAGUGUAGGUCUUUGCAGCUACCUGCUUAUGCUAUGAAAAACUGAAGUACUUGGUGAUUUUUAUAUAAUCAUUCAUGGGGAACUCAGUUCCCAGAAUCAUCAUAUUCUGAAUAAUAUUCAGUAAUUAAAAUUAUAAUUUUAACUUCAUGUAGCUAAGUCUACUUUAAAAGAGGUUUCAAGAGCUUUGACGGAAUCCAGUCCUUUGGGACUCACCUGGGAAGUCUGAAGAGCCUGUUUCCUGCACUAGGACCUCACAAGGAGUCACGCUGAUCAAAGCACGCUUCUUCCACGUGAAGGAAAAGCUUUUCCCAUGUGUGUCUUCAGACGCUUCUCUCAAGGGGCUGCUGGCUCUUCAGUCUCUUCACAUCUGGUCAGCAUGAGUAACUUUCUUCCAUAAUCAAGGAUACUCAAAUAGAAGCUUGUUCAUUCAUCUGCAGGGUUUUCCAUUUGUGUGUACAUUAAGCAUAAAGUGACUAUUUUUAAAGCAUGUUAAAAUUUUAGGUUUCAUUCAUGUUUGAAGUGUGUAUUAUGUAUGCAUAAUUUUGCUGUUACUGAGACUUAACGCUGUCAAGAAUCUUUUGUAUUGCACUGAAUGCUUUCUUUUGCCCCUAGGACAAAAACCUUAAUAAUUGUGCCUAAGAACUAUGGGCAGAUAGUGUAAAGUAGAUGAGGUGAAUAUUUGCAUUUCCAUGAUCUACGAAUUAGAGGGGAGUUCUAUUUUAGCUACUUUUGAGGAACCCCCACCUCCAGAAUCAAGAGGAAAUGUAAAGGCUUAGAGCUCCCAGUGUAGUGCAGGGGCAGAACACCUGUGUUCUGAUGCUCCUAGCAGCACCAGCCUUGUUUGCAAUGUUUCUUGAGCUAGAAAAAAAUAGCCAAUUGUAUAUGCAAACUAUAUGCAUUUUUAAAAAACUAUUCUUGUGAACCUAUCUACCUGGUUAUGAUACUCUGGGGUCCAUAUACAAGUAAAAUAAGAUUUUUAGAAGCCAGUAUACAUUUUGCACUAUUGAUGUGAUACUGUAGCCAGCCAGGACCACACUGAUUUCAGCAUAAGGAUGCUUAUAAACAGUAAUAAAGGCUGUAUGGUGGCAUGCAUACCAGGGCCGAAAAUGAAGUCAUUGACAUGUGACAUGCUUCACUGGGAGGAAUCUCUGACUGUCUCCUUAGACUUUUUUUUUUAAUCCCUUAUAUUUUUUUAAAAUAAGAAUCAGCCUUGUGCAUAAUGUCACUAUCAAUAUAAAGUUCUGUCCUGUGCCCUGGAGCCUCUUUGUCCAGGGCCACUGCUCCCUUCUCACAGGCUCAGUGCUCUGCUGGGAAGAAAACAUAAAGAGUGGGAGACAUUUCCUUAUUGCAGCCAGUCCAGUGAUCAUAAGCUCCUGUGGGCUGUGCGCGCCCUGUGACUGACUUAUAAAUGCCCUGUGAGAUGAAGGUCCUUUGUUUACUUCUCAACCCACUUGGAUAAGUAUGCUUCCGACUUUUAUGGUAAACAGUGUUAUGGGGAAGCAGGUCUGUGUCUGAGCACUUGAGGAGAAAGCCAGUGAUUAGCUGUCACAAAAGGCAUCUAUGCAUAUUUGAAAUGUUCACAGCAGCCUUCAGCAGCAGUUGGGUGGCCCUUGUGGACAGAGCAUAUUCUACUAAGUGGUUGUAGAGAAUUACAAUGAAAAUAGAAGCUCUGUUCUUGCCCUCGAAUGAGCUCAAUUUAAUAAAAGACAUUAGCCCCUAGUCUGUGUAUGUAUGUGUAUAUAUAUUAAAACAGUUCUUUGUACACAAACUGGAUACACACUUCUGGCAGUAUGCACUUACACAUUCACAGGACUGUUCUGGUAAAACUGACUCAAACAGGGCACUUUGUCAUUUGCUUCCAAUAUAGUGUUUUCCAGGACAUAGCCAGAAAACUCCACUCUCUGUACAGCUGGGUGCCACAUCACUGCACUGAUUCUGGCCCUUUGAUUUUCUCUUCUUGCCUCAGGGUUGGUAAUGUGCCCAGUACUCUCAGAAAUAAUUUCUGUUCAUUAUUUCCUUUCUCUGUGAAGGAAGCGAAGCCUUUCGUAUACAUGAAGGCCAUAGUCUAUGGGGUGGGUCCUCUAAUGGGGCCUGUGAAGCUUCUUAAGGGUGGAGCUUACCUCUUUGAGCCUCGAGUGAUGGUUAUUUCUCUUUGAACAUUCAGUAGAUACUAUUUUGUUCUCUACGGACACGGGGAGGCCUCCUCUGACCUAGGAGAGCUUCAGAGUCUAGGGAGGAUUGACGAAUUGAGUUGAAAGGUUUCUGGUCUUUGUAUUAAGUCACUUUUAGAUGUAGCUUUGUGGCAAGGUGUUUGGGAGAAGGAUUCGGGCCUCUGGGGACAGAGUAGCUCAAAGUAGCGUAAUGUGAGUGGGUGAUGGAGGCUGAAGCAGUCCAUCGUGAGUGAGUGAUGCGAUAGAGGCGGAAGCAAUCCUUUUGAUGGAGUAAACCGUGAUUUGAGCUGCAGAGAUCAAGAGACAAGUCUAUUUAUUCUGUGCUUUUGAAACCUUAGGACUUGGAGCUCUGACAUUUUGCACUCUGUAACGGAGCUUCAUGAUGGGAAGGAAUGGCCUCUUGUUCACACUUGCUCGCCGCUUCAUUCCUCGUUCUCUUGCCUCUAAGAUGAUGCUCUGCUCUGCUAAAAGGAAUGGGAGAGUAGGGCUUGAAGCUUGCUUUGCUUCUGAGUUAAGAUGUAGCAGCAACUAUGCAUUGUUCCCUAGGUGACUGAGAAAGACAACGAAUGGCCAUUGGGCUUAAUGGAGGCUCGGAGGAGUCGAGUACAAGUAAUAAUUUUCUAAAGAGUGUAGCAGUUUAGGUCCCCAUAAUCAUCAAGAAUAGUUAAAAAACAUCACAGCCCCAAAGGCUCGGGAUUUCAGAAGUGUAUGGUACCCGGGGGUACUUACCCUUCCAGGCUGUUUUCUAUAGGGAGUGAUGCUAAUGUGUUACAUGGGAAAUACCUAAUGCACUGUUACCACCUACAUAGUGAGUAAAUUAAUACUAUUUAAUUUUUUUUAAAAGCUUUGUCUGGGUAGACACUAAAAGCAUUAUAUACAAAGCCAGGACUGAGAUGUCCUUUUUAAUAACAACUGAAAGUACUUUUUAUAUAUGUUAUACAGUAUGUCCUUUCUAAACUAGUUUGUAUUCCUGAUAAUUCCUAUUUGUGAAGUGUACCUGUCUAUCUUUUUGGUCAUUUUCUGCACGCACCCCCUCUGUAUGAUUAGAUAUUGCCAUGGCUCUCCUUGCUCUGCUGUGAUGUGUGUAUGCCAAGCCUGCUACCCUCAGCCCACUCUGGGGAUGCAGGGCGCGUGGUCUCUUCAGAACUGGGUGCUUUUGCUCUGGAUUUAUCCAGCCACCCUUCUCAAAGUGACUCUUCCAGCUGCGAUAAGUUACAUCACAUUUAUUUUAUAUUCUUGGUUGAAAUAAAAAUUAAUUGACUUGG